Messenger RNA from Nothobranchius furzeri (turquoise killifish), 2580 nucleotides. RefSeq names its product adenosine receptor A1. NCBI's taxonomy places the organism in Eukaryota, Metazoa, Chordata, Actinopteri, Cyprinodontiformes, Nothobranchiidae. Gene Ontology annotation, molecular function: G protein-coupled receptor activity. Gene Ontology annotation, biological process: G protein-coupled receptor signaling pathway. The record is from RefSeq and is a predicted model, not a curated record. Gene Ontology annotation, cellular component: plasma membrane.
CAUGAGGAGACACAUGAGGAAAGACCAUGACACCUGGUGCAAACGCCAGCAAGUAUGUCCCUAAAUAGCUGCUGUAUUUCAGGAUGGCACAUGACCAUGCAUGUAGACCACAGUUUGUGUAUUUAAACAUGUUAAAUUUUAGGCCGAGAGGAAUAUUUAGAAUAGAUGUUGGUAAGACAUCUCAAUGAAAAAGGUCAAUUUUGUGACUUGGAUACACAACUUGAUAGUAAACAGAUAAAAAUAUUACACACUGGGGCUUUAAGUCCCGGAGGACUAAAGUCUCUCAGGUUGUCCUUCCUAUAUAAAUCUGAUGAAAGUCAGACCCUCUCUGCGCACUGCCCUCUUCUGUGAGAUGCGGACCUGACGCACCUUUCCUCCGCAUCUAUGACAAACGCCAGCCUGGGGUUAUCUCCUGUGUUGCCCCUGACUAGCUUUGGAAAUGUGUUGAUGUUUCUCUUUAACGUUUUCCUGGCUGCAGCCAUCAUUUUGCUCAACCUGUCUGUGCUGCUUUCCAUUCUGCUGGACAAGACUCUGCGCGACGAGAACCGGUUCAUGUACAUGCUGAGCACGUGCGUCAGCGACGUCUGCACGGGCGUGUCCUACUACUAUGUGGGUGUUUUGGACGUGAGUGACCACUACAACUCCCCCACCAGAACCUUUUACAUCGCACCCACGUUUCUGGGCCUGUCCUUUAUGGCCAUCCUGGCCGCGCAGGCAGACAGGUACCAUGCCAUCGUCUCACCCUUCAGCUAUUCCCGCCGCAUGACCCGCAACCGAACACUGGUGGUCAUCUUCGCCUACUGGUUCUAUGCGUUCUUCAUUGUGGGGGUGCAGAACCUGGUUCCGUUAGGCAUAGCUAGGUCGGUCACCAGCAUCGGAACUUUAAUUGGGAACAUUUUUAUAAUUAUUAUCAUGAUCGGACUGAAUGUCAGGCUGUUCAUCAUCGCCACCUUCCAGCUGGGCAGACAUCCGUCCUCCGAGGAGAGGGACAGCAAGCGCUCCUCGGUGAACCUCAUCCUGGUGGUGGUUGCGUUUUUCUUGGGCACCUGGAUCCCCUUGUUCUGUCACAUCGUCGCCUGUAACUUCCUUGGCUCCACCUGCUACUCCUUUAAGAACGAAGGCACCGAUCCGCUGCGCAUUUUGCCCAGAGUCAAUGCUGCCCUGACUCCUGUUUUGUACCUGAGAGGCUGCAGAGCGCUCAGAGUCGCGCUCUUCUCCAAGGUGUGGAGACCCUGCUGCAGGGACAGGUUGCUUCAGCUUGAACCCUCCAAGGUUCCAGUUCCAGGUUAGUCCUGCAGUCGUUGAUUACUGAAACAAUCUUUUUGAACACACCGGAAGUGAUUCAUCACAGAAACUGCAGCUAUUUAUUUAUCUGAAGGGCUCUAUGUGAAUAAAGUGACACGGGCAACGUGGGCAACGCUGAAUUUUAAACUGACAUUAAAAAGAGCCGUUUUAUUUCUCAAUCCUGGUCCUGCAGGGCCGCUUUCCAGCACGUUUUAGUGGUUUCUCUGCUCCGACACACUUGAUUCAGUGGUUGAAUCACUUUUGCAGCAGCUCAGGCUCUGCAGAAACCCGUUAAUUACCUGCUGACUGAAAUCAGGUGUGUUGAGACGGAGUUCAACUGAAAUGUGCUGGAGACCGGCCCUCCAGGCUUGGAAUGGUCUAAACUUUUGCAGCAAGUGUCAAAAUUUCUGACUAAUAAAACAAACAGUUUGAGUUGAUUGUGUUGACUCGUAUUUUAUUUUUAUUUGGAACAGAAACGAGCUGACGUUUAAGUUUCCACCGCCUCCCAUUCAUUUUCAUCCAUAACAGCUUCAGCUUUUAUGUAAAUGUGAUCAGUCCACCUUGUCUUCUGUGCACACCUGAUAGUUCACUAGAGGUGCAACAUAACUAACAUCAUUAUUAACGAUAGUUUCAUAUAUUUAUGUUUGGAGAGAGGAUUUAAAAAGUGGUGCUUUUGUGGGUCACAGCUGCAGAUCCCUGGCCUACUGAUGUUUUAUGGUAUGCAUAGAUGUCAUGUAAUAUCCUGAUUAAACAUUUAUUAAAUUAUUACAUUAUUGCACAGCCCCAUAUCCUCACAUGAAUUAAAAAUGAACAAAUAUUUGAUUGCGUCUUUCUUGGUGUGGAGUCUAAGAUGACAACAACAACAACAAUAAUCAUCAUCAUCAUUUUCUGCACAGUUUAUAGAUCUUACUUUCUUUUAUUGAAAACAUUCUUUGUUUUUAUUCAGCUUGUAUCAUUUUUGCCACAUGGUGAGAUGAGAUGGUUGAUAAAAUAUCUAUUAAUCUCUUUAUUCAUCAAAUAAAAGUGAUUCUAGCACUACUUCUCAUUCAAAAGGAUCAAAUAAGCUCGACAGCAGAAGGUGUACUUUCAGCGACAACCACGCGGUGUCAGCAGAGAGCUUUGGCUCACUUAUGACGUUUGCAUCCCUGGAAGGUGAGCAAAUUGCCCCAAAACACCUGCCUAGUGAACCAGACCACUGAAGUUUCCUCUGCGCACUUUAACAAAAAUAAAUCCUCAACUGGAAGUUGUUUCUCUACAAUGAAAGCGUGUACAUACCUUUCAAAGAACAGACAGAUA